Molecule: messenger RNA, 2265 nt
Organism: Rotaria socialis
Lineage: Eukaryota; Metazoa; Rotifera; Eurotatoria; Philodinida; Philodinidae
Source: the annotation of a GenBank genome assembly
AUGGAUCCCAAUAGACAUAAACAAGAACAAACAAAACCAGUUCACUAUCAACAAAGACUUUCGAUUGUUGAAGGCAUGGCACGUACAGCACCAACUUGUGCCGCUUUCGUCCAAGCAAUAAGUCUAUUUCGUGAAGCAAAUACAACUAGCGACAUAUCUUUAUCAGCAGAACAGAAUAUGGCAGAAACAAAAUCUCUACGAACGGAUUCAAACCUUAGUAAUAUGUCGUUACGAAGAUCAUCAAUUCCGUUUGUUGAAAAACCACAAGGCAUUGCACGACGUGGUGCUUUACGACAAAAAAAUAUUUACACAGUUAAAGAUCAUGAAUUUAUUCCAAGAUUUUUUAAAACGCCAACAUUUUGUUCUCAUUGUCGAGAUUUUAUUUGGGGUUUUGGAAAACAGGGUUUUCAAUGCCAAAUUUGCUCUCUUGUUGUUCACAAGCGUUGCCAUGAAUUCAUUAGUUUUACCUGUCCUGGUGUCGAUAAGGGAGCCGAUUCUGAUGCUCCCAAAAAUAGUCAUAAAUUUCAAACACAUACAUUUACGUCACCAACAUUCUGUGAUCAUUGUGGAUCUCUUUUAUAUGGUCUCAUACAUCAAGGUCUUAAAUGUCAAUGCUGUGAUAUGAAUGUUCAUGAGAAAUGUCGAAAAUUUGUACCAGACUUAUGCGGACUUGAUCAUACUGAACGUCGUGGUCGAAUACGCUUAAUUAUUAAAUAUGAACAUGAAAAUAAAUUACGUAUUGAAAUUGUUGAAGCUAGAAAUUUGAUUCCAAUGGAUCCAAAUGGUUUAAGUGAUCCUUAUGUUAAAAUAAAAUUAAUUCCUACAACACCAGAUGCAUCAAAAAAACAAUAUCAAGUUAAAUUUAAAACAAAAACUGUUCGUGCUACAUUAAAUCCACAAUGGUUUGAAAAAUUUACAAUUGAUUUAAAUGACGAUGAUAAAGAUAAACGACUAGUGAUUGCUGUUUGGGAUUGGGAUAGAACAUCGAGAAAUGAUUUUAUGGGUUCACUUUCAUUUGGUGUCUCGGAACUAAUGAAAGAAUCAGUUCAAGGUUGGUUUAAAUUAUUAAGUCAAGAAGAAGGAGAUUUUUAUGCAGUACCCGUACCUAGUGAAGAGGGUAUCAACAGAAUUAAACAUUCUACUGGACAUCUUAUAUCAGAACGUUCAACAUCUAGCUCAAAGAAUGAUUCAGGAGUUGAUGGUGGUGAAAAAUUAAUUGGACGUACAAUAUCUCAUGUAGAAUCUAUUAAAGAAACAGAUUUUCAUUUUAUAAAAGUACUUGGUAAAGGAUCAUUUGGUAAAGUUGUUCUAGCUGAACGUAAAGGAGCACCCGAUGAAUUCUAUGCGAUAAAAAUAUUAAAAAAAGAUAUUGUUGUGCAAGAUGAUGAUGUUGAAUGUGUAAUGAUUGAAAAACGUGUAUUAAUGUUACAUGAUAAACCAAGAUUUCUUGUUCAACUUCAUUCUUGCUUUCAAUCAGAAGAUCGAUUAUUUUUUGUUAUGGAAUUUGUUAAUGGUGGUGAUCUUAUGUAUCGCAUACAACAUGAAGGAAAAUUCAAAGAGCCAGUUGCAUGUUUUUAUUCGGCUGAAAUUGCAGUUGGUCUUUUUUAUUUGCACAAUAACGGAAUCAUUUACAGAGAUCUAAAACUGGAUAAUGUUUUGUUAGAUAGAGAAGGACAUAUUAAAAUAGCUGAUUUUGGAAUGUGUAAAGAAGGAAUCAUAAAUGAAGUCAAAACAUCAACAUUUUGUGGAACUCCAGAUUAUAUUGCUCCCGAGAUUAUUUUAAAUCAAAAAUAUGGGAAAAGUGUUGAUUGGUGGGCAUAUGGUGUUUUACUUUUUGAAAUGCUUGCAGGACAACCGCCCUUCGACGGUGAAGAUGAGGAAGAACUUUUUACAACUAUUAAAGAUCGGAAUGUAUCAUAUCCCAAAUCGAUGUCAUUCGAAGCUAUGAAUAUUUGUAAAGGAUUAAUGACAAAAACUCCUCAAAAACGCCUUGGAUGUCAUCCAAUAGAUGGUGAACGUGAAAUAAAGGAGCAUUCAUUUUUUCGUCGUAUCGAUUGGCAAAAAAUUGAAGCACGUGAAAUUCAACCACCAUUUAAACCUAAAAUAAAAGAUCCUCGUCAAGCUGAAAAUUUCGAUAAAUGUUUUACAAACAAUCCAUAUAAAAAGACAGAAUGUGAUAAACUUGUACUUGCUUCAAUAAAUGAUGAUACGUUUCAAAAUUUUUCAUGUUAUAAUCCACAUUUCAUUGGUGGUACCAAAAAAUGA